Penicillium diatomitis is the source of this 228-nucleotide messenger RNA. RefSeq lists its product as uncharacterized. The record is from RefSeq and is a predicted model, not a curated record. NCBI's taxonomy places the organism in Eukaryota, Fungi, Ascomycota, Eurotiomycetes, Eurotiales, Aspergillaceae. Bases 1 to 228 code for a protein of 75 amino acids. The transcript is spliced from 2 exons.
AUGAUUUGCAUGACCCCCACGCUGGCCAUGGGGGACGAGUUACUUGUGGCAAUCAUCUGCAUGGCCAUUUACGAGAUGGUCGCUUGGACCCAGCCGAGCAGUUGGCUACAUCAUUACAGAGGUCUGGCGCAGCUGACCUCUUUACGAGGCCCUCGGCGCCAUCAGUCUGGUGUGGCACUGGUCCUUUUGCCAACGCUUAGAUCGUGCAUUGUGAGUGUCCAGCCUUGA